AUGUACUCGUCAAGCCGCCACUCUCCUGCCUGCGCCUUGGCGUCGCUUUCUGCUUCAGCUCCUGCUUCUCUCUCGGUCGGAGGGGCCAGAGCUUCCAUAUUGAUGUCUUCUUUCGGUUCGACCAAAGCAGGUAUUUCCGACGAUGGCGAGGCCCGGACUCUGCUCUCCGUGACUGCAUUGGGCCCUAGCCUCGAGGAUGUGCAGGAUCUGCUGGCAACAGAACCAAAAAUCAUCACAUCGUUGAGAGCAUCAUGGGCACGACCAUUACCACCAUCAGUUUCCUUCCUAUUUUCAAGAUCCACGCUUUCAGUUCGCAUUCGUCGACAGGUCCUCCACGAUUGUGCAACACCAACCACCAGUAUCAUUCCAACAAAAACAACCAAAACAAUUACGGUGAACCGAUCCAUCGUCCUUCUACCUGCAGCAACUCUUCUCAGCAGAUUAGAAAUGCUUCUGAUGCUCCUUCAAUCGAGAAAAUAG
Messenger RNA from Exophiala oligosperma, 480 nucleotides. RefSeq lists its product as uncharacterized. The coding region runs from base 1 to 480 and encodes 159 amino acids. Lineage: Eukaryota; Fungi; Ascomycota; Eurotiomycetes; Chaetothyriales; Herpotrichiellaceae. The record is from RefSeq and is a predicted model, not a curated record. The transcript has a single exon.